This is a messenger RNA of Acinonyx jubatus (cheetah), 2638 nucleotides long. RefSeq names its product DNA polymerase beta (gene POLB). Gene Ontology annotation, biological process: double-strand break repair via nonhomologous end joining. The record is from RefSeq and is a predicted model, not a curated record. The transcript is spliced from 13 exons. Lineage: Eukaryota; Metazoa; Chordata; Mammalia; Carnivora; Felidae. Gene Ontology annotation, cellular component: nucleus. Gene Ontology annotation, molecular function: DNA binding; DNA-directed DNA polymerase activity. The coding region runs from base 163 to 1185 and encodes 340 amino acids.
GCGCCCCCUGUCAGAGGCAGCCAUUGUUCAGUAGGUCGCGCUGGCCUUGCCAGUGCUGGGUUGGUCCUGCCCCCCUCUCCAAGUCCCGGCCCCUCCUUAAAGCUGGGAGAGGGGGCCAGUCCGCCGCUUUGAGCACUCUGCGGUCCUCGGGUCCAGGCCACCAUGAGCAAACGGAAGGCACCACAGGAGACGCUCAACGGGGGAAUCACGGACAUGCUCACAGAACUCGCAAACUUUGAGAAGAACGUGAACCAGGCAAUCCACAAGUACAAUGCUUACAGAAAAGCAGCAUCUGUGAUUGCAAAGUAUCCACACAAAAUAAAGAGUGGAGCAGAAGCUAAGAAGUUGCCUGGUGUAGGAACAAAAAUUGCUGAAAAGAUUGAUGAAUUUUUAGCGACUGGAAAAUUGCGUAAGCUGGAAAAGAUUCGGCAGGAUGAUACGAGUUCAUCUAUCAAUUUCCUGACUCGAGUUAGUGGCAUCGGUCCAUCUGCUGCAAGGAAGUUUGUAGAUGAAGGGAUUAAAACAUUAGAAGAUCUCAGGAAACAUGAAGAUAAGUUGAACCAUCAUCAGCGAAUUGGGCUGAAAUAUUUUGAGGACUUUGAGAAAAGAAUUCCUCGUGAAGAGAUGUUACAAAUGCAAGAUAUUGUACUAAAUGAAGUUAAAAAAGUGGAUUCUGAAUACAUUGCUACAGUCUGUGGCAGUUUCAGAAGAGGUGCAGAGUCCAGUGGUGACAUGGAUGUCCUUCUCACCCAUCCAAGCUUUACCUCUGAAUCAACUAAACAGCCAAAGCUGUUACAUCGUGUUGUGGAGCAGUUACAGAAGGUCCAUUUUAUUACAGAUACUCUGUCAAAGGGUGAAACCAAGUUCAUGGAGUUGCUGGAGAGCCUCUGCCAGUGGAUAGUGAGAAAGACAUCUUUGACUACAUCCAGUGGAAAUACCGAGAACCCAAGGAUCGAAGUGAAUGAGGCCUGUUCUUCCCAGACACAGCUCAACUCAACAGGAGUCUUAAUUUAUUUCUUAACCUUUGCUAUAAAGACAGAGCAUCAAUGGGAGAGGGGGAGAGAGAAAGAGAGACACAGACUUUUGAAGCAGGUUCCAGGCUCUGAGCUGUCAGCACAGAGCCCGAUACAGGGCUCAGAAUCACGAACUGCGAGAUCAUUACCUGAGCCAAAGUCUGACGCUUAACUGACUGAUCCACCCAGGCGCCCGAAUCUUAGUUAUUUAUUAACCAAAUUAUUUUGUAGUGAAGUGAUAUUUCCCUGACAAGAAAUGAAAGAAAAUAAAUGAGGGAUUUUAAUAUAAUUUUUUUUCCUUAAUUUACUGUGAUAGUUUUUUGCCAGUAAGAUACAAGAAUUAACUGCAGAAACCUUCACUUUUGUCCCCCAAGCUACUGUCGGGUACCAGAAUUUCACUGGAAAUGAAAUAAAGAUUUAUUUGAACUAAUUGAGUCACUAGAUCAAAUUAAACUUUUCUGUUGUGGAAUCACAUUUCUUUCCUGCAGAAAUAGACAAAAAGCCAAAGCUGGUUUUCAUUCAUCACAAGGCAGCACAUCGCAGUGCUCUAACUCAGUCUAUCUCAGUUGCUACAAGAUUUGAUUUUCAGGGAUAUAUGUAUGGAAAGUUUUUUAUUUUAAGUUUAUUUCUUUUGAGAGAGCAUGAAAUGGGGAGGGGCAGAGAGGGGCAGAGAGAAUCCCAGGCAAGCUCCGCAGCGUCAGCACAGAGCCCAAGGCGGGACUCAAUCCAGCUAAUUGCGAGAUCACAACCUGAGCCGAAACCAAGAGUCAGAGACUUAACCAACUGAGCCACCCAGGCACCCUUGUAUGGGAAAGAUUUUUUAAAUUAACGUCUGAGAUUUCUGUUUGAAUACAAUAAGGAGUUGUCUUUAUUUUGAAGUAUUUAGUUUUUUAGAUUUUUUGGCAUACUCUUAACCGUGUGUGUUGUUGGUUGCCGGUCACUUGAUUUCGACAUAUUAGUCCAGGACCACAGUCACAGCGCUGGAAGAUUUCUGGAGCCUGAGCGGUAUCUUUAUGCCCUCUCCUAGAGCAGACCUGUCCCUCCAAUAGAACUGGCUUACAAAUUUUAGUCCAGAAAUGACGAGCACAGCAGAGUCCAGCUCCACAGUCCAAAGUUCUAAGGCAUCUUUCUCCCUCUUGUCCUGUAACAAGAUUUGUAAGGGCUGCAGCAAAAGUGGGGAAAGUGGCAUGUGAGGGGGUUGUCGCUGGGGUAAAGGUGUAGGAUAUAGAACUGAAGGCCACAAAGGAAGAAUAAAAAGAGCAUGCAGGUCUCCCAGAGCUAGAUCUACUAGAAGUAUAUGAAAUGGAAAUUUCAGCCCUACCUAAUAGAAUUUGUUUUAUAAAGUUAAAACAUUUUCAAAGGAAGAUGGGAUUUCCAGUCUUGAGGAAUGAAAUAAGCAUCCCUUAUCAGUGUUGUUGUUUUUUUUUUUAAUGGAUUUAUCCUGGCAUAAAGACCAUCACUUAUAAAAGGCCCUGUUAACCUGAAGACACAAGAAUGGCCAACUCACUGCUUUCAAACAUUCUACUUAAUUUCUGUCACAGAUUGGAAUUUGAGACUACAAUUUUGUAAAAAGCUUCAUUUUAGUGGUUUGUAUUUUGUUUGAGAAUAAAAAGUUAAUGCAUUUA